AUGGGUCCUGAGGGUAUAUUUGGGAAAUGGAAGAAAAACGUGAUCUUGCAGAUGAGAUCGUGUGCUUACUAUCCCAAAUAUGGAUUUGGGGCUUUUGGAGUGUUCCCUUUACUGUUGAAGAAAAGUGUUGACAAGGUUAAUCAAUUCUACAGAGAAAGCUCCCUAGAUUAUGGUCAGAUGGGGUUGAGAUAUGGUUCUGGAAAUGUAUCUUUUGGAGUCACACUUAUGCCUUUUGCCAUGAAAGAUGAAUUACCAAAACGUGCAUGGCUGGUAAGCAAGAUGGGAAGGUUGACUGCUGGGGUGCAGUAUGAACCUCAACACGGAAAUGCCAAACUUUCAAAUUUAAUGAACUGGAGCUGUGCCAUGGGCUAUGGUGUUGGAUCGGGCAGUCCACUGUGUCCAUCUUUCAAUUUCAACCUUGAGCUUGUCAAAAGCUCUCAGUUUAUCGCCUCAUUCUAUCAACACAUGGUUGUUCAGAGACGGGUGAAGAACCCCCUUGAAGAGAAUUCCGUUGUUGGAAUUACAAACUACAUUGAUUUUGGGUUUGAGUUACUAGCAAGUGUUGAUGACGCCAUAGCAGCAAAAAAUAUCUCAGACUCCACUUUUCAAAUAGGUGCAUCCUGGCAGGCUAAUAAAAACUUCUUGCUGAAGGCUAAGGUUGGACCUCGUAGCUCAUCAAUGGCAGUUGCAUUCAAAUCAUGGUGGAAACCUUCUUUCACUUGCAGCAUUUCAGCCACUAGAGAUCGUGCUGAUGGCAAAAUACAAUACGGAUUUGGCAUCCAAAGUGAGAGUCUCAGAGAAGCCAGUUAUCAAAGAGCUGAUCCCAAUUUUGUGAUGCUCACGCCAAGCAAGGAGCACUUAGCAGAGGGCAUUGUCUGGGACACAGGAAAGCGACCUAUGCUGCAAUCUGACAUAGACGCUGGACAUUUUGAUGGCUUACCCAGAGAAUUACGACCCCUUGAUAAAAUAUUGUAA
Molecule: messenger RNA, 975 nt
Organism: Sphenostylis stenocarpa
Lineage: Eukaryota; Viridiplantae; Streptophyta; Magnoliopsida; Fabales; Fabaceae
Source: the annotation of a GenBank genome assembly